Suillus bovinus is the source of this 480-nucleotide messenger RNA. RefSeq lists its product as uncharacterized. The record is from RefSeq and is a predicted model, not a curated record. NCBI's taxonomy places the organism in Eukaryota, Fungi, Basidiomycota, Agaricomycetes, Boletales, Suillaceae. Gene Ontology annotation, molecular function: hydrolase activity, acting on carbon-nitrogen (but not peptide) bonds, in linear amides. The transcript has 4 exons. Bases 74 to 394 code for a protein of 106 amino acids.
UGGGUAUCAGCUUCUCAGUCAAUCCAUACCAUGAGGUAUGUCAGAAUGAGAUCACACAAACAUUCAGCAAUCCAUGUGCCUCUACAGUCUUGCCUGGCGCUUCAACUUCGCUGCCUUCGCAAACUUAAUCUGUUUUCGAAUCACAUUCGAUUUUUUAUAUGUGUUGUCCGGUCCAAUCGCUGUGGAGGGCGCCGAGACUGGAGACUGUCUCAUAGUUGAUAUUCUUGAUGUCAGACCAUUUGAUAAAAUGCCCUGGGGCUACACCAUAAGCACCCUCACAAAUAUUUUCUUAUCCCUACUUAUCAUACACCACCAUGUCUCAGAUGGUGAACUCUCAACCAUCAUCGCCGUCCCAAUGGUCUUCAGCAUUGUCCACGGCAGUGAUCACGUCUGAGAGUGCUCAACAGAGACGCAAAAUUGCUACCUUGGAGGAGAAGCUACAAAUACUGGAGGCGGGGCAUUCGGUGAAGCAAAGAUAUG